CUGGAGAAAUCCAACUCCAUUGGCUGCUUUGGUAUUGGCGGCAGGGCUGUAAAGAACAAAGGUUUGACUUUCAGUUUCGUUUCUUCUCCGCCCUGAGACUUUCCAACAGAAGAGCUUGCACGAUUAAGAAGAAUGGCUGGUGUCAAAUCUAGAUUAACACAAGAUGAAGUAAAGCAACUGCAACAUCUGUUGGGGAGCAGACAAUUCUCUCUUCUCUAUAAAGCAAGCGUCCAUGGUUACAAUGCUGCUAUAUUUCAUGCCAAGUGUGAUGCACAAGGACCAACUGUAGCAGUAGCAUAUAAUGGAAGUGGUUAUAUUUUUGGAGGCUUUACAUGUCAGAGCUAUGUUUCAUCUGGAGGGUACAUAAAUGAUGAGAAGGCUUUUCUCUUUAGAUUAAAAGGCAAAGAGGGUGUGCUCAGCCCACUAAAAAUUCCUGUUAAAACUGCAUCAGGUGCUAUAUAUGACUAUAGUUCCGUUGGCCCUAAUUUUGGAGGUGGAGCACUGCAGUUGUUGAACCAAAAUGCUGCAGCAGCAGCAGCAAGUUCUAACAACAACUACACAUACAAUGUUGCUGAUCUGCUUGGAAAUGAUCUAGGCCUUAUAGAAUGUGAGGUGUAUCGAGUUGAAGAUAUUAGCAGUUUCCUGGAAUCUCCAUGGAGAAAGAUUACAUGGACAACUGAGGAAAGAGGGAAAAUAAUGGAGGAAAUCAGAUCUUACAAACCUUAUUUAAAUUCAGUGCCACAGAUUCGGAUUUUGGUUCUUGGUCCAAUUGGAGCUGGGAAGUCCAGUUUUUUCAACUCUGUGAAUUCUGUUUUCCGAGGUUAUGUGACAAGCCAAGCCAUAGCAGGAUCUGAUAAUACUAGCGUGACAACACAGUACAGGUCUUACCCAGUUAAAGAUGGAAGAGAUGGCAAGCCUCUGCCUAUUAUCUUCUGUGACACAAUGGGAAUAGAAGAAAAAUCAGGAGUGGGUCUGGAAAUUGAUGAAGUGUCCAACAUAAUAAAAGGCCAUGUUCCUGAUAGGUACCAGUUUAAUCCAGCAGCCACCCUUCGUCCAGAUUCUCCAGGCUAUGUCAAGACCCCUUCUCUGAAGGAUCAGAUUCAUUGUGUUGCAUUUGUUAUUGAUGGGUGCAAAAUUGAGAUUCUCCCUGAGAAACUGGAAGAGAAGCUGAAACAGCUUCGAAGAAAAGUGAACCAGUUUGAGAUCCCACAACUUGUUUUGCUAACUAAAGUGGAUGAAAUUUGCCCUGCUAUUGAAGAAGACGUCCAGUGUGUGUACAAAAGCAAAGCUGUUGAGAAACAGAUGCGGAUAACUGCAGAGAAACUUGGAAUCCCUCUUGCUCAGAUUGUACCUGUUAAAAACUACUGCUCCGAGUUGGAUCUUUCGUGCGAUGUUGACAUCCUGUUACUGUCUGCAGUGAGGCAGCUUAUACGUUUAGCAGAAAGCUACCUUGACAAUUUCCCUUUUGAGAAGCCAAAGAAAGAGCCCUAACCUGAUAUUUACUGUGAUGCUGGAUAUUUUAUUGUGCUGACACCAGAAGUCAAAUUUGUUGCUGCCCUAAACAGAUGCAACUCCAUUGACUUCAGUGGAGUUGCACUUGCUUAUGCCCGUGGUGAAUUUGGCUCAACGGUUCUAUAUCUUGUUACUGCCUACGUAAGAUUAAUGGUAUUUUUGCAUGCAUCAAGGGGAGAAUAGAUUCUCUAGCUUUCAAGGUCGGAUCCCUUUAUUAAACAUUGCACAUUCUUACUCUUCUCCAUUUAAAAAGAAAUUGAAACAAUAGUUGUAAAACUACUUUUGUUAGAUUAAUUGGAAAAAUAAAUUACUCUAAGCACUUUUUCAAUCACUUUCAUCAUCCAGGUUUGGGACUUCAAUAACUCAGCAAGAGGUUUUGGGCCUAUUGCAGGAGUGGAUGGGUGAGGUUCUGAGGCUUGUGAUGUGCAGGAGGUCAGCCUAGAUGAUCACGGUAGUCCCUUUGGCCUUAAAGUCCAUGAGAAGAGGUGAGGCAGAGACACAAGGGACCUACUUUUCUUCUUGCUUACACUGGUUAAACACUGCUGUAUCUCUAUAGACAUUAGCAAUUACUCCAGAUUUGCACUUGAGUACUUGAGAACAGAGUUUGGAUUAGAUCCUUGAUGAGGUGUAAUAUCAAAUGCAAUGGUAACAAUAGAAAGAGUAGUCAAGGUUCUGACUGUUCUAGAAAGAGUUGGCAUUGCUGAUAUAUGGUUCCCUGCAGGUAUAGUUGAGAGGAAGGGCUACUUCCUAUACAAUAAACCAUAAUUAAAAUUGAGCAAUGCAUGUUAUUGGACAAGGAUUUAUUUUCUUUUUGUUAAAUCAUAGAAAAUUAGAGUUGGAAGAGACCUCAGGUGGUCAUCUAGUCCAACCGCCUGCUCAAAGCAGGACCAACCCCAACUAAAUUAGCCCAGCCAGGGCUUUGUCAAGCCGGGCCUUAAAAAGCUCUAAGGAUGGAAAUUCCACCACCUCCCUUGACUUGUUCCAGUUUGCCCUCUAGUGGCCGACAGUUACAAAAUAUGGAUUUCUAGAAAAUAGUGCUACAUAAAGAUACUUUAGAAAAGACUAGGAUGCAGGAUUUUAUUUAGCACUCUUGCCUGACCUAUGAUUUAAUUCUUUAUUAUUUUCUUUUCUGUGAGCACACAACUAUUUGGGGAGGAGUUUUAUUACCCAUUGAUCCAAGUCCAAUGUGAACAAGCCUACUAUCCAGCUGCCCCUGUGCCAAGAAAGCAGAGGCAUAUAGCAAGCCACCGGCGCUCUCCAUCAUAAGACAACAGCAGGUGAUGGGAUGGGAGUAUGGGAUGGCCUCUUUAUGUCUCCUGAUAUUUUGCUGUUGGAAUGUAUUUAUCCUGUUAAAGCAUAUUUUAUAAACAUAUAUCGCUACUGCA
Molecule: messenger RNA, 2897 nt
Organism: Chrysemys picta bellii (western painted turtle)
Lineage: Eukaryota; Metazoa; Chordata; Testudines; Emydidae
Product: interferon-induced protein 44-like
Biological process (GO): immune response
Molecular function (GO): GTP binding
Source: RefSeq, a predicted model, not a curated record